Molecule: messenger RNA, 2077 nt
Organism: Exaiptasia diaphana
Lineage: Eukaryota; Metazoa; Cnidaria; Anthozoa; Actiniaria; Aiptasiidae
Product: glutaredoxin domain-containing cysteine-rich protein 1
Exons: 3
Coding region: 1337-2077 (246 amino acids)
Biological process (GO): sensory perception of sound
Source: RefSeq, a predicted model, not a curated record
AGUCAUUUCACUUUUAUUUUCUCGGGUUGUAUGUGUUCCUUCUCUAUACGAUAUAUUUUUGCAAUCAGUCAUACGAACUACAGUAGUGGCCAUAUGUUCGCGUAUGCUAUGUCAAAACACUGACAAUUGCGAUCUAAAAUGGAAAAAGACGGGAAAGUGGCGAACUUUGAAUAAUAUAUUAUAUGAUAAAUGUUCUUUGUCGGCAUUAUUCACUGUCCAAUUUAGCUCCUGCAAUAUUUUAAAUGUUACGUAAUGUCUUGGAAACUAUUUUCCCUGCGAUUAAUACGGAAAUUGUGCCAAGCGAUCUYAUUCAUUUUCUUGACGUUGUUUUUCUUCGAUUUUCAGUUUAAGAAUUUAGAAGAAAACAUUUUUUACGCUUAUCUCGAGGCCUUUUAUCUGAAACUCACCAAUAUAGUUCCAGGAGUAAUGGUUUUUAUAAUGUGGACUGGAUCAUACCAUUCCGUGCACCUUACGUUGGGAACGAAAAGCGCAUAAAAAGCUGGAAUAAUUACCAAAUAAAUACCAAAUAUCGAUUAGCAGUAUAUUUUUUUUUAAAUGCAAUGACCGUUUAUUAGAAAACGUGCYAUGUGAUACGUAUUAGAUUUUUUUUAGAAGCAGUGUGUAUGUAUUCCUAUAUAGUAUUGUAUGCCUUUUUUGUUUGGUAUAUUCUUUAGUAGAGUUUUUAUUUGUAAUCUAGUUGUAAUAAAAUAACAAUACACGAAUGCAAUUAAAUGCGUAGUUCAAACAAUAACAUUUAUCAGCAAUUUCCAAAAGUAGACAUACUUCCUCGUACUGCCUCAUUGCGCUCAUUUAGGCUUCUUACCAGGUUCUCUUUCGCUCUGUGGAUGCUAAUUUAUCAUCAAAUCCGUGCUAAAUAUACAUGAAUAUCACUAUGAUUCAAUCUACAUAAUCCACGUAGCUUAGUGGGUUACAAUGAGCUUGGAUCAGUGAUCUGUACUAACUAUUAAUCAAUUCGAUUGCUUAACUACUAGCUGUCUAGUCUCUAGCGUGUGAAAAAAGCGUCUUUUAAUUGUGUAUCCUUUCCAUCAAUGCUCUGUUGAUUUACAAAGAAAAGGUAAAUAACCCGGCUAUAAAUCGUUUAAACACAGCCAACAACGUGAGAAGGUCGACUGGCGUGGAGCUAAAGUUGGCGCUGAUUUCAACCACUUCACAUGGGAAAGUACAACGUUUCAACUACUCGUUAACAUGGACUGAAAACUAAGUACUUUAGUUUUGUCCGCUUACGGAGCAUACUUCAGAUUUCGGUGGAUUACCUGCUGAGCUCUUUGUAAAACAUUCUGUCAUCUAGCCAGUAGAAAAACAGUACAGAGCAACGAUGGAUAAUGGUAUCACAGAGACUGCUAAAGAUAACAACCCAAAGAAUACUAGACUUCGUGUCAAUUUGAAUUUCCAAAAUCCUUUAAUUGGACUAAGGUCGACUAGGUUCAGCUUAACCGACAAGAUGGCAGAAUGUAAUAACAAUCUGAACGGACGAGAUCACCCAGAGACGAAGAACGGUAACGUUUCACUUAAAAAAGUUCAAUUUAAUGUCGACUUGGAGCAAAAUUACUCGAAUUUGAAAGCUUCUUUGAGCGAACGAAAUGCAGAGGUGAAGAAGCAACAGAUCGUAGGACCAACUGGGACGGUGAGAGGGUUUAAAAAUAUAAUCAAAGAACGACAAAUGAAUUUUGACAAAUUAAGUGAAUCAGAGGUCGAAACUGAAGAACAAGAAGAUGGAAUCGUGUUUUACUCAACGACUAUGGGAGGAAUUCGAUCUACAGUAGGAGACUGCAGAGUCAUAAGAAACAUCUUUGAAAACCACCGAUUAAAAGUUGACGAGAGAGAUAUAUUUAUGGAAAAGAAGUACCAAAUCGAGCUCGAUCGUCGCCUGAAAAUCGAAGGAGCCCAAGUCCCUCAAGUAUUUGUUAAUGGUGUAUGGCUCGGGGGCAAAAAGGAAAUUAUGGAGCUCAAUGAAACAGGACGACUCAUGAAACUUCUAUCUGAGUUUGAGGUAAGUACUAAUGACAAUUAUGUGAUCUUCUCCAAAGCGGCGCCCAAAAUACGCCGUAAUAUAUAA